GUUACGAAGCGUAUCGUUGCUGUUAUUCUUUUCUACUUCCUUUGUUGGACACCACAAUGGACGCUGAACCUUAUGUCUCAGUUCAACGUUAUUCACGUUUCCUGGAUGACACCAGCGCUUUCGGCGAUGUUCUUCGUUGCUCAUCUCCUGGUCUGUUUCAACUCAGCAGCUAAUCCAGUACUCUACGCGCUGAUCAACCGUGAGCUACGUCAACAGCACGUGAUGGCGAUGGCGAGGAAGCGGCAAUCGUUCACUCACGCCACCCAUGACGCUCUUGAGUUCGUCGUCCGGCACACGCACAAGUCUGCACUGGCCAUCACUAACCUUAACACUACCGCGAAACGGCUGGUCACGGCCAUGUCCACUACCCUUACUUAA
Molecule: messenger RNA, 378 nt
Organism: Cooperia oncophora
Lineage: Eukaryota; Metazoa; Nematoda; Chromadorea; Rhabditida; Trichostrongylidae
Source: the annotation of a GenBank genome assembly